Linum trigynum is the source of this 3154-nucleotide messenger RNA. The record is from the annotation of a GenBank genome assembly. NCBI's taxonomy places the organism in Eukaryota, Viridiplantae, Streptophyta, Magnoliopsida, Malpighiales, Linaceae.
AUCUAUAUGGAUUUUAUACCCAUCCCAAUUGAAUUGGAUAGUAAAAUAUCCAUGGGUAUGGGCAAAAUUGUCAUCACUAGGUCUUUUAUCAUAUGAUUAUGUAUACUUUACUUUGUAUAAUUGGUUUGUACUUUAAUAAUUAGGUUUGUAUACUAUGUAGUAUUAAUUUGUAUAAUUUUAUUAUAUGGUUUAUAUACUUUGUAGUAUUGGUAUAACAAUUUCGCAAGAUUUGUAUACUUUUAUCCUCUCAUUUAUAUAGUUUGUGUCAUUGGUUUGUAUAUUUUAAUGAUCUAAUUUGUGUGAUUUGCCCUGUUGUUAAAGCCGAGUUCAACCGCUCGGCUUGACCAAUAAUAAAGAGCCGAUCAUCAAACUGGUAUGACUCAGCUAUUUAGCUGCUAAUGAGAGUCGAGCGACCGAAUAAGGGUUUGGUUUACUUGCACAAGAUCUCUGCACCAUAUCCCUUCAGCUGAAUCUUUGCAAUAAGCUCUAUGGAAAUGAAGGGAACGAAAGGGAAACUCUAGAAGAAGCUCUAAUCCAUCAAACCAAUAGUGUACAAUAAUGAAUGUCCUUAAAUGUACAGAAUUAGAAGUGUAAGGAGAAUAAUGGAUUAGUUUGUAAAGAAGUUGAAGACUGAAUGGUUAUUUGGCAGGCUAUAAAGAUCCCGCCCAAAUGAUUGUAAUGACAUUCUGAAUGAUAAUAACAAACUUUCCUCCUUUUCCACUCUCUCCAACUCUCUUUGUCUCUGUCUUCUUUCUCUGCUUUCUGCCAUUUUCUCUUUUUUUUUUUCUCGGUAGCCAAACACUAACCAAGAUGAUCCAGCUCUCCCAGGGGUGACAAGGUGGUAUCAGAGCCCGUCUUGGUAGCAAUGGCUAACACUAGAGGCACAAUCGAAACGUUUAACCAAUUUGAUGGCGUCUACCGCUCAGGCUAAAGCAGAGCUCUACGACAAGAUUGCGGAUGUUCGUGCGCUAGUGCACAACCAUAUUGAUCAGUUACAGGAACUCAUGGCUCGCGCAGAAGGCCAUUCUCAGCAGUUCGUCACUCUCACUACUCGAUUGGAUGGAAUGGAAGCUUGCUCGGUGACUCGCUUCACCGAAAUGGAAGCUCCAUUGGACAAUCACUUCGGGAAAUUCACUCAGGAUCUCCGUGGGAUGCUUUAAUUGAAAGCUCCACCUAGGCCGACGGGAGCCAUUGCCAGGCUGCGCCGCUAAUUGACAUAAAUGGAGUUCGAGGCAAUUUACCUUUGCAAAAUCUAGGUUUCAGGGGAGUUGACCCUGCCGUAGUGCAGACACCUAAGGUACCAGCUUGGCAGCUUCGAAUCAUCAGGUCGCAGAGCGAGAGAACUUACAAGCUCCGAGCCCGAGGUAACAAUCAUCAAAUGUUUUGGUUACAUUUACCCUCUUUUAAUGGAGAAGAUCGUAGAGAAUGGACUAGAAAAUGCGAAUUGCUGUUUGAGAUCCAUGCAAUUCCUAAUGAAAGGAAGGUUAUUCUGGUUGUGAUUUAUUUCGAAUGUCGAGCGGAUAUUUGGUUUAAAGGUUGGAAAUAUAAGAACGUGAUUUAGUAUGGGAGGAAUUUGUGGCUGCUUUGUGCCAGUGAUUUGGUAAUCGUACUAAUGGUGGUGUGAAUUGUGAUAGCUGAGUUCAACAAACUCAGGUAGUGAGAAUCUUUAGCGGAUUACAUAGGAGAAAUUUAAGGAACUAAGGUCCUUAAUGGCUAGAUUUAAUCCAACUUUAGAUUAGAUCUACUCAUCAGCAGUUUUAUCAGUGGAUUGGUGGAGGAACUCUAGCCAGUAAUGACGAUGUGGAAUCCGCAGUCUUUAGCGGAUGCUUUUCAAUUGGCACAGUUAGAGGAAGCCACGAAUGAGGCUCGACGAAAGAAGUGGCAUAAUAAUACCAAUACUAAUUUUUGUCCCAUGGCUACAUCCAACAGUAACAGAAGCCCAUCUCCCAAAAUAUGGGAGGGCUCCGAUUCUCGACCUCCAGGAAGUGUUAAACCACCAAUACUGAAUCCAAAAGGGAAUGCGGCUAGAGGAACUUGUUACAAGUGUUGUGAUAAGUACUAUUACGAGCAUGUAUGUGAAGCAAAAAACAACUUAAUGUGUUGUAGGCUAAUGAUGAAUAUGUUGUUCCUAAAGAAUGGAGUGUAAUGGAUGAGGAGGAUAUGGCAGAACCAAAAACGGAUUCAAUGCAACCAGAAUUGGUCGAAGUAUAUAUGUAGGCUCUGAGUAGUGGGGGACUGUCAAAUUCCUUAAUUGUCAAGUGUAAGGUUAAGAAGGAAAAUAUUUUCAUACUAAUUCACACGUGUAGCACUCAUACUUUUCAGUAAAAAGAAGGCAAGGGAUCUCAAAUGUUAGUUGGUUCAGGCCCCUAAUCCUUUGAGAGUUAAAUUAGCAGAUGGUACCAUGUUCAUUAGCAACUUGGUGUGCAAGGAGUUUUGUUGGGAAAUUCAAGGACAAAAGUUUACCUAUGAUAUGAUAAUUUUGAGUCUGGGAUCAAAUGAUUCAGUGUUGGGUUUAGAUUGGUUGAAGACAAUCAAUCCAGUGAAAUUUGACUUCACAUAGCUGCCACUUCAUCAAUGAUUAGUCAAAGGGUGACCGCCGUUAGGUCAACUGUUAGUUCUUACGGUCAACAAAACUUCGCUUAACACAAAUGACGCAAACACUUAAUAGGUUGGAAUAUUUUUGUAUUUAUUGAAGUUACGUAAUAUAAAUGACACUUGCACUAAAGAUUGGUAUUUCCAGUGGCAUUAGCCCAAUUUUUUUUAGUUAACGGUUGUUUAAUUAUCUAAUAUUGGUUAAACCAAUAAAGUGCGACAUGUUUGUUAUGUCAACAUUGAUAAUUUGUGAAAUGUGGUAUUUGAGUAAAAUAUCACAGACUUAAUUACUAAAUAUCAUAAUACAUCUUAUUUGAUGUUGUGGUAUUUUUAUCCAAAUAUCAUGUUUGUCAAGGGAUAGGGAUAGUGGAAUUUGUGAUGUCGUAUUUCCAAAUCAACCCAUAUGUAGUUUGAAGAAAUUUCACUUGCACCAUCCUAAACAAUCUUAUCUUCAAUUCUUGAAAUAUAUUGUUUAAUUUUUUCUCAAAAUAUUGAUGUUGAUUGUCUUUAUUUAUAAAAUAUUAUUUGGAUAAGUAAAGGAGAAUGAAGGAGAUUCAGGUGU